This is a messenger RNA of Pelagomonas calceolata, 794 nucleotides long. NCBI's taxonomy places the organism in Eukaryota, Pelagophyceae, Pelagomonadales, Pelagomonadaceae. The record is from the annotation of a GenBank genome assembly.
CUUCCCCCAUGUUUUGUGCUUUUCGCAUCCCCGAGUCGACAGCUUUGUCACUCAACCAAGCGUAACUCGCUCCGCGCACGCCGCUGCGAUCACCUAAGCCAGCACCCUAACACAAUGGCCCUACGCGCAGCGCUCUGCUGCGUGCUCGCCCUAAAAGCAACAGCCGAAGGCCCGGCCGGCGUCGCAGAUGACAUCUUUGCGGCCGUCCGCCGCGACGACGCCGCGGCGAUCGAACGCCUCUACAAUGCGGACAAAUCAAUACUAGACAAGACCGGGCCGGGCGGCCAGUCGCCGACGAUGCACGGCGUGCUGCAGGGCAAGGCGAAGGCGGUCGCGACGCUCAUCAAGCUCGGCGCGGACCUGACGGUGCCCGAGAAGGACGGCUACACUCCCAUGCACGGCGCGGGCUUUCAGGGACGAGCGAAGGUCGCGAAACUCCUGGCGGCGGCGGGCGUCGACGUCAACGACGUCCACACCGACGGCUACGCGCCGAUCCACCGCGCGUGCUGGGGCACGCAGCAGCGGCACGCCGAGACGGUCGAGGCGAUGCUCGCGCUCGGGGCAACACUCGCCGACAAGGCGGCCUGCCGCGCGGCGGCCGACGGCUCGAACGCGUGGACCGCCGGAGUGGUAACGGCGCACUUCGCCCAGGCGGACCUGUGAUGUGUGUAAGUAACUAGUACCUUCAAUAACACUUUAGGAUGCCUGAUUGCAGGUCCGGUGCUCGCGACCGGACGUGCGGCCGAUGCGGGCGCAUCGGCCGGAUAAAAAAGUAGGCGCCGUCUGCUGGCGAC